AUGGUUGCUGCGACGUCAAAGCAUAAUGCUAUAACGGGCAUUACAGCUCGGUGGGCUGACAUGGUGCUUGAGGAUGAGGACAAGGUUUUCGAGCCGGUGGAUUUGGACGCAACGGUUGAUGGCGAUGGCGUGCUCGAAUCUUGGCCAGUUGUAGGCCGCUUCUUGACUGAUAGGUUGGUGAAGCUGGAGUACAUGUGUCAGGUGCUAGCGUCAAUUUGGAAGCCGGUGAAGGGUGUUCAGAUCACAGAGCUACAGCCUAACCUAUUCAUGUUUGUUUUCUUCCAUGUGACAGACAUGCAGUACGUGCUAGAUGAGGGACCUUGGUCUUUCGACAAUUGUACCCUAGUUUGCAGACAGGUCAAGGACGGUGUUCUCCCCGGUGACGUUCCCCUUGAUUCGGUGGACAUGUGGAUGCAGUUGCAUGAUGUCCCUAUUGGCUAUACUUCGUCUGUGAUACUUGAGCAGAUUGGGAACUACCUUGGAGCUUUUGUUAAAUGUGACGAACGUUUUGCGGGUGCCACUUGGCUCGACUUCUACCGCAUCCGUGUGGCUUUGCUUGUGAACAAACCAAUCAAGAGGAGGAUGAAGCUGCUCAAACGUGAUAGGUCAUGGUGCUGGAUUAACUUCAAGUCCAUGUAG
This is a messenger RNA of Ipomoea triloba (trilobed morning glory), 639 nucleotides long. RefSeq lists its product as uncharacterized. The coding region runs from base 1 to 639 and encodes 212 amino acids. Lineage: Eukaryota; Viridiplantae; Streptophyta; Magnoliopsida; Solanales; Convolvulaceae. The record is from RefSeq and is a predicted model, not a curated record. The transcript has 2 exons.